This is a messenger RNA of Penicillium lagena, 1284 nucleotides long. Its product is annotated as thermophilic desulfurizing enzyme family protein. The record is from RefSeq and is a predicted model, not a curated record. Lineage: Eukaryota; Fungi; Ascomycota; Eurotiomycetes; Eurotiales; Aspergillaceae. The coding region runs from base 1 to 1284 and encodes 427 amino acids. The transcript has 3 exons. Gene Ontology annotation, molecular function: flavin adenine dinucleotide binding; 3-methylbutanoyl-CoA dehydrogenase activity. Gene Ontology annotation, biological process: L-leucine catabolic process.
AUGACACAGACACCUGUCCCAGCAACGGACCCGGCUGUUUACGCCCCAUACGAGGCUAAGUGGUCUAUCAACCCAGACACAGCAGACGCAUGGCUCGGUCGCGCCCGCGAAGUCGCCGCCGUGCUGGCGCAGGACGCCGCGCAACGUGACCAAGAGAACAAAUCGCCCCGCGCGGAGGUUGCCCUGCUCAAGCACUCAGGUCUGCUAAAGCUUCUUGGACCAAAGAAGUAUGGCGGGGGCGCGCAGUCCUGGGAAGUGGGAUAUAAAGCAAUUCGCGAGGUGGCCAAGGCAGACGGCUCUAUUGGCAUGCUUCUCGGUUAUCAUCUUCUCUGGUCAACGACAGCCAACGUCGUCGGCACCUCCGAGCAAGCAGAUCGCAUUAAUGAACUGAUCAUCUCCAACAACUAUUUCGUCGGCGGGGCCGUCAACCCGCGGGACAACGACCUGCGCAUUACCUCAGAUGGAGAUAAUAUUAUCUUCAAUGGAUCCAAGCACUUCAAUACCGGCGGCGUCGUCUCCGAUCUUACCGUCCUGGAAGGUGUGCUGGACGAGACGAACGAUCAUAUCUUUGCCCUGGUUCCCACUGUCCAGCCCGGUAUACAGUUUGCGCACAACUGGCACAAUAUAGGCCUGCGCCUGACGGAAUCCGGUGGUGUCGCGAUCAAGGACGUCCGCGCACCGUGGUCAGAUGCGCUGGGCUGGGAUACAGCAACUAAGAAACCGCGUGCCGAUGUUUUGCAGAUUCCGUUUGCCAGUUUACUCUUGCCGACCAUCCAACUCGUGUUCAGUAACUUCUACCUCGGCAUCGCCAUCGGCGCUCUGGAGUUCGCAGCGAAGUAUACGACUACCUCGACGCGCGCCUGGCCAUUUGGCGGUGACAACAAAGACUCCGCCCCCGAGGAAUUCUACAUUCUCGAGCGGUACGGCAACUUCUUUGCGCAUCUACGUGGGGCUGAGGCUCUAGCUGAUCGAGCAGGCGAGCGGCUAUCCACACUUUAUAGCCAGCACUCGACGAAUAGAGAGGGCGUGACAGCUCAAGACCGAGGGGAGGUGGCUGAGUGGGUGGCCAGCGUCAAGGUUGUCACCACAGAUGUUGGACUUAGGGUAACUUCCGGCGUGUUCGAGGUGACCGGGGCGCGGGCGACGGCGCUGAAAGUGGGCUUAGAUCGGUUCUGGAGAGACCUGAGAACGCACACACUGCAUGAUCCAGUGGCUUACAAGAACCGGGAGCUUGGGCGAUAUGCGCUUUUGCAUGAGGCGCCGGAACCCACUUGGUACACCUGA